CCUACUUCUACUCUCGGCGCAGGCGCGGCAGUGGGCCGAGGGUGGCGGGGUCGCCAAGGCGCGGACGCUGCUAUCCACCAUGGUGCUGGAGAGCGUGGCCCGCAUCGUGAAGGUGCAACUCCCUGCCUAUUUGAAGCGGCUCCCGGUCCCGGAAAGCAUCACCGGCUUCGCGCACCUCACAGUUGCAGAAUGGCUCCGGCUGCUGCCUUUCCUGGGCGUGCUCGCUCUUCUCGGCUACCUCGCAGUCCGCCCGUUCUUCCCGAAGAAGAAGCAACAGAAGGACAGCUUGAUAAACCUUAAGAUCCAGAAGGAAAACCCCAAAGUGGUGAAUGAAAUCAACAUCGAAGACUUGUGUCUCGCCAAAGCCGCGUACUGCCGGUGUUGGCGCUCGAAGACGUUUCCAGCCUGUGAUGGCUCCCAUAACAAACAUAACGAGCUGACAGGAGAUAACGUGGGUCCGCUCAUCCUGAAGAAGAAGGAAGUAUAACAUGACGACACUGGGUCCAUUCGUCGUGCUGUAGAAUCUUAUGGUUUUUCCUCAUUCUUUUUGUAUUCUUUGAAAUGGUGGUCUUAAUUAUUACUAGGUGAAUAAUUAUUUCUGCCGGUUUAUUUUCUUGCUACACUACUGUUUAUAUUUGAUAUUUUGUAUAUUCAAACAUUUAUGUAGAAAUUAAAUCGUCAAGCCUCAGUCUGUCUUCAGAGAAUUAAUAUAUCUUCCAGCAAUAAAAUCAGUUCCUCUUUUUGUUUUUUUUUUAAUGGGGAUUGAACUUAGGACAUUGCAGUUGCCAGGCAGGUGCUGUGUGCUGAGAUGUAUCGCUGGCCCCUCUUAUUUUAAUUGACUGAGAAAGCCUAAAUUUUGGCAAUGGAUCUAAAACUGUUUGGAUAUUAAUAUUUCAGCAGAAUAUACUUUAAAAAUUUUUCUUACAUUACUAUUUUUUUUUCUUGGUACUGGUGACCUUGUACUUGUGAGGUAGGUGGUGGAACCACUGAGCUAAAUACCCAGCAGUAUUACUAUUUUUUUGUACAACUUUUGUUUGAUCUGUUACAUGGCUUGCUCCUUUCUGACCUUCCACAGGCCUUUUUGCGGGGUGGUACUGGAGCUCGAACUCAGGACCUAGCAAGUGCCAGGCAAGUGGUCUGCCACCGUACUCCAUCCCCAGCCUCUUUAGGGGAACUAAGAAAAAUGCUGACGUGAAGAAUGACUUGAGGUCACAGGUAGCAAUUUUGGUUUCUAGAGAUUGUUCCUCAUGAAUAUGAAUACCACAAUUUCAGAGUUAAACUGGACAUAAAAUUUCUAAUGAGGAACAGUUUUUGUAAAUUAUAAAAGGUUUGCUUACAAAAGGUGUGCAUGUGUGUGUGUGACUGACACGGGUGGGGUGGCAGGAAGGCUUGCAGCUAAACUCAUGGGCUGCUGCAGUUUGAAGCUGAAUUAAAAAUAAAAAAUGCCUGAGUUCUGAUUAAAACCAAAUUGUGUUUAAAUAAACAACUUCUCUUUAGGAGUUUUAAGUACGAAACAGUUUUCAAAAUAAAUUUACUGGAGAGUUUAAAACACGUUUGUAAUUUUUAGCCCACCAUUAAGAGACUGUGAAUCGCGAUUCUCAAUUACUAGCUACCCUUG
Fukomys damarensis (Damara mole-rat) is the source of this 1618-nucleotide messenger RNA. It is a transcript of the gene Cisd2, whose product is annotated as CDGSH iron sulfur domain 2. Gene Ontology annotation, biological process: autophagy of mitochondrion; regulation of autophagy. Gene Ontology annotation, molecular function: 2 iron, 2 sulfur cluster binding. Gene Ontology annotation, cellular component: intracellular membrane-bounded organelle; mitochondrial outer membrane. The transcript has 3 exons. NCBI's taxonomy places the organism in Eukaryota, Metazoa, Chordata, Mammalia, Rodentia, Bathyergidae. The record is from RefSeq and is a predicted model, not a curated record. The coding region runs from base 80 to 487 and encodes 135 amino acids.